AUGAAUGGCUGCAGUGGCCCCUCUUUAUGCCUCCAGACGCAGCUCCCGCAGCAGAAGGUGCAGCUGCAGGAGGCCUGCACCCGCAAGGAGAAGAAUGUGGCCACGCUGGAGCAUCAGCUGGUGGAGGUGGAGGAGACAGUGCGACAGUUCCGGGGAGCGGUGGCGGAGCAGCUGGGCAAGAUGCGGGUGUUCCUGGCUGCCCUGGAGGACUCACUGGACCGAGAGGCCGAGCGUGUGCGGGAGGAGGCAGGGGUCGCCUUGCGGCGGGAGCUGGCGGGCGUGAACUCUUACCUGGAGCAGCUGCGGCAGAUGGAGAAGGUGCUGGAGGAGGUGGCUGACAAGCCACAGACCGAGUUCCUCAUGAAAUACUGCCUGGUGACCAGCAGGCUGCAGAAGAUUCUGGCCGAGUCGCCACCUCCAGCCCGUCUGGACAUCCAGCUGCCUGUCAUCUCGGACGACUUCAAAUUCCAGGUGUGGAGGAAGAUGUUCCGGGCGCUGAUGCCAGCGCUGGCGGAGCUGACCCUGGACCCCAGCACAGCGCACCCGAGCCUGGUGCUGGCUGCCUCGGGCCGCCGCGUGGAGUGCUCGGAGCAGAAGGCGCCGGCGGCCGGCGAGGACCCGCGCCAGUUCGACAAGGCGGUGGCGGUGCUGGCGCACCAGCUGCUCUCGGCGGGCGAGCACUACUGGGAGGUGGAGGUGGGCGACAAGCCGCGCUGGGGCCUCGGCGUGAUGGCGGCGCAGGCCAGCCGCCGCGGCCGUCUGCACGCCGUGCCGUCGCAGGGCCUCUGGCUGCUGGGGCUGCGCGAGGGCAAGGUGCUGGAGGCGCACGUGGAGGCCAAGGAGCCGCGGGCGCUACGCACCGGCGAGCGGCGGCCCACGCGCAUCGGCGUCUACCUGAGCUUCGGCGACGGCGUCCUGGCCUUCUACGACGCCAGCGACGGCGACGCGCUCGAGCUGCUCUUCGCCUUCCACGAGCGCCUGCCGGGGCCCGUGUACCCUUUCUUCGACGUGUGCUGGCACGACAAGGGCAAGAACGCCCAGCCGCUGCAGCUCGUGGGGCCGGAGGAGGCCUGAGCCCUGCGUCCUGGGGAGGGGCGCAGAGCCCUGGGAGCCUCGGCCUGGAGGGAGAGUGGGAAAGGGGGUGCAGUGCGGGCUAGGGUUUGGGGCUGGGCACUUAAAGAGUCCUGAGAAGUUGGGGCUUUGCAUGAAGAGGGUUCUGCGUGUGAGUGAGGGAUGCAGGUGGUUGUGGGGGGCGGCACGUGUGAGUCGGCUCAGUUAGGAAAUCUUACUUGGAGAACACAGGUCAGGGGUUCCAGGAAGAAACUGAGGUGCAGGGAAGGAAGGAAAAGAGCUCAGGGGUCUGGGGAAAACUGAGGGAGUCGCUGGCGGGCUCUGUAGACUAAGAAGCCCCUUUAGUCUCAUACUGUCCCCCCAAGGCCUCAGGGAAGGGGUGUUUUGUCCCGGCUCCCCGCUUCGAGCAUGCCGCAGGUUCCCACGUAGAGCACAGAUUGCUGAGUCCGGUCAGUAGGUCUCAACCAGCCCAAACCUGUUCCUUUCUAACAAGUUCCCCGGUGACCCCGAUGCCGCGGCUACAAGAGGGAUCACAGACACCCCACAAAAGGCGGAUGAAGGCGCGCCUCUGCUCAGCCACCUGCCCUUGUGCAGGCCGGUUGUCAGGUUGCUGU
Molecule: messenger RNA, 1685 nt
Organism: Condylura cristata (star-nosed mole)
Lineage: Eukaryota; Metazoa; Chordata; Mammalia; Eulipotyphla; Talpidae
Gene: TRIM72
Product: tripartite motif containing 72, E3 ubiquitin protein ligase
Exons: 6
Coding region: 1-1074 (357 amino acids)
Molecular function (GO): protein binding
Source: RefSeq, a predicted model, not a curated record